Molecule: messenger RNA, 1836 nt
Organism: Talaromyces marneffei
Lineage: Eukaryota; Fungi; Ascomycota; Eurotiomycetes; Eurotiales; Trichocomaceae
Exons: 1
Coding region: 1-1836 (611 amino acids)
Source: RefSeq, a predicted model, not a curated record
AUGCCUGUGACGUCUUUCCAAGUCAACUGCACCCUUCCCCCGACAGAGGUCAACUACGUUUCAAGUGCAAAUGUACGCGGGACACUGAACAUCCUAUGGAGCUCUCUGAGUAUUAUCGCGUUAUGUACAUGGUCUAUCCAGCACCUCAAUGUCCCCAUUCAAUCGCGACCGCAAACCAAACGCCAAAAAAUUGGCCAAAAGGUACUUCACUUCGAGCGUAAAGUGAGAUGGAUGCUUAUCAAUGCGAUAAUCCCCGAAAUCGCUCUUGCGAAGGCCGCAUCAGACCUUGCUGCGGCGAAGUCAGUUACUCCUGAAUUCACAAGUUUGGCCGAGCGGGAUCGUGUCGACUGGACGCUAGCACACUCAUUUUUUGCCGACAUGGGUGGGUUUGCUAUUCGAUUCCCGGACAACAGUCAAAAAACAGAAGAAGAGUGGAAAGAGGAGAAUGACAAAGAAGGAGAAGCAGCAGCAGUAGGUGAUGAACUUGUGAACGUCCGAAAUCGUUUUCAUAGUCAUCACAACCGUUCAGACGAGGAAAAUCAAUUGCAACAGACUGUAUCAAUAAACUCAUCAAUGGUCGGGCAUAUUUCCCUCCAAAAACUCAGUGGGGAAAAGAACCUAACCACAUCACACAAAAAUAGUGGACUGAGUGAUAGCGACAAUUCCCAUAUUGAUGGAGAAGCUGGCCAGGCGGAAGCAAAGACGGAAUCGAACAAUGACCAGAAAUCCGAAUAUCAGCACAUCAAAAUCAGGUACACGAGCUCGGGAGUUGCAGUUAACGUCACCAACAUGCCAGAACAUCUUCAAUAUCUGGUUUUCGAUAAAAUGUCUGGGGUUGGGGCAGGCUUAGAUGCAUAUGAAAGUCUCAUAAAGGGUUUGCAACCGUGGAUAGGCCAGGUCGACUGGAAUAUUGACUGCGAAAAUCGCAAGACCGUCAUAAGUGCACUGGAAAGUGUGACAUCGGUCACCUUUGAACACCACAAAAUAGGUUGGUUUUACAAUGUUUUACCAUUGCAGGGAAACGUCUGGGUACCAGAUGCCUCGCAGCUCCUUUUGGCGAGGAAACAAGGCAUCAUUGAUUCGCUUCCAUCUUUGCCAACAGAACGUCUUGAUGACUUGAGCAAGGCUGGUACUCUACUCAAGCUGAUAACGCUGGCUCAGAUUGUAUGGCUCAUCGUCCAAUUGAUUGUGCGAAAGACAGAAAACCUGACGACAAUGCCGUUGGAGAUUUCCGUUCUGGCCUUUGCUGCUAUAUCCUUGGUGACCUACGUGACACUUUGGAACAAACCACAAGAUAUCCAGACAUGUUUCUACACUACGGCAGUGAGACGCCCUUCCCAAGCAGAGGUGGACAGUAUCGGACUCCUUGGGCCGAGAGCCAUAGGCCUGACGCGUUCCCAUCCCUGGAUACCGAGCAACUGCUUCGAAAUGAAAAGCCAUGCAGGUCGCAUGUUCAUGGCUGGCUUGAUCACAGCGGCAAUUACCUUCGGCGGGCUACACUGCCUUGCUUGGAAUUCUCACUUUCCAACCCCCAUAGAGCGCCUGCUAUGGCGAAUUUCCAGCAUAUAUAUCACCGUAUCCAUCUUUUUUAGCACUUCAAUUGGCGCCCUUUUGGUUGGACUUCGGAGGAUUUCCAAGCGCUUUGGUGAAUUAGGGUCCGGAGCUAUCUUCAGCGCACACGAAGUCAUCUAUAGUAGCUUUUUAUUCUUGACCAUGCUCGGAUAUAUCCUUUGUCGGCUUUUCAUGACUGUGGAGAUCUUUCGAUCUCUUUUCUUAUCGCCUCCAGAUGCCUUUAUAGACACGAACUGGCCGAGUUUUUUACCUCAUUUGACAUGA